This is a messenger RNA of Nerophis lumbriciformis (worm pipefish), 1764 nucleotides long. The record is from RefSeq and is a predicted model, not a curated record. Lineage: Eukaryota; Metazoa; Chordata; Actinopteri; Syngnathiformes; Syngnathidae.
AUGCCUCCAACAACCCCAUAUGCGGGAAAGUUCAGCACUUGCGGACUUUACAGCAGCAACAACAACAACUACCAGCAGUCACACAGCCCAUACCGCCACUGCAGCUCAGUAAAGACCACCAAGGAAAGCGUCUAUAAUGGCGCGUAUUCUUCGGCAGAGAAUCCUUACGACAUACCACAUGCUCACAGUGUAUAUUAUGGUGUACCUGUUGAGUCAGUUAGCACUAAAGAGCGUCAUUACAGCAGCAGGAGCGCUGUUUCGGACAAGCAGUACAGCACGCAGCCUCAAAGCCCGCGACAACACAGCACUACCUGUCCUGCACGAGUGCACCGCCAAACCAGCAGUGGAAGCGAGCAGUCCUGCCGAAGCAACUCCGCAGCCAAAAACCGGCUGUACGGGCACGGCGUCACUGCCAGCUAUGGAGAAAUGUGCUACCACGACAACAGUUUGGUUUCAGCAUCUCUCGAGGCACUGAUCCAACACUUAGUCCCAACCUUGGACUACUACCCCGAUAGGUCGUAUGUUUUCACCUUCCUGCUGAGCUCACGCCUCUUCCUGCACCCCUACGAGCUCAUGACGCGGGUUUGUCACCUGUGUGUGGAGCAGCAGCGAUCUGGAGACACCCUGCUGGAUAAAAUCCGUUUCCGCGAAGUGGCGCCAAAGUUGGUGCAGCUGCUGACGGAGUGGACCGAGACCUUCCCGUAUGACUUUAGGGACGAGCGGAUGAUGCGUUGCCUCAAGGACAUGACCCACCAUGUGGCCAGAGGGGAUGAAUACUCAUGGCGUGCCAUGCAACAGAUGACCCAGCGCUUGAUAAAGCGCUUGUCUGCCCUCGGCCAAUACGAGGAGGCAAUAGCUGCGUUGAGCGCUGUGGUGACCGAGCGUCCCCCAUCCCUGAAGAGCAAAAGGGAGUCGGCGCCAAGAAGUGAUGUGCUGAGCGUGUGCGAUGACCCUUUUAUCCUUGCUCAACAGCUGACACACAUUGAACUGGACAGGCUGAGUUUUAUUGGACCAGAAGAGUUUAUCCAGACCUUCGCCUUGAAGGACCCUCUGGAGAAUCACAAGGGUUUCUUCCGAAAACGCAAGACCACUAACUUGGAGGCGUACGUGAACUGGUUCAACAGACUUAGUUACCUUGUGGCCACUGAAAUCUGUAUGCCGGUGAAGAAGAAGCACAGAGCGCGGAUCAUCGAAUUCUUCAUCGAUGUAGCUCAGGAGUGUUUCAACAUUGGCAACUUUAACUCCCUAAUGGCCAUCAUCACUGGGAUGAACAUGAGUCCUGUUGCCAGACUGAAAAAGACUUGGAGUAAAGUCAACACUGACAAGUUUGAAAUUCUCGAGCAUCAGAUGGAUCCGUCCAGUAACUUUAGCAAUUAUCGCACUGCACUGCGCGGCGCCACCCAGAGGUCAGAGACUGCACACAGCGUCCAGGAGAAGAUAGUGAUUCCUUUCUUCAGCCUGCUCAUCAAAGACAUUUACUUCCUGAAUGAAGGCUGUGCCAGCAGGCUGCCUAAUGGGCACAUCAACUUUGAGAAACUUUGGGAGCUGGCAAAGCAGGUUAGCGAGUUCCUAGUGUGGCGUCAGGUGAUAUGCCCGUUCGACAGGGAUCGCAGAAUCCUGCAGUAUCUGGUCACCACGCCGAUCUUCGCCGAAGACGAGUUGCAUCUAACCUCUUAUGAGAGUGAAGGGCCCGAGAACAAUAUGGAAAAAGACAGUCGUCGAUCUCUCCGAUCCUCCCUGUUGCAUCGCGAGAAUCGAUCAUGA